Molecule: messenger RNA, 3603 nt
Organism: Drosophila melanogaster (fruit fly)
Lineage: Eukaryota; Metazoa; Arthropoda; Insecta; Diptera; Drosophilidae
Gene: hzg
Product: herzog
Exons: 7
Coding region: 483-1541 (352 amino acids)
Biological process (GO): regulation of transcription by RNA polymerase II
Cellular component (GO): plasma membrane
Molecular function (GO): RNA polymerase II CTD heptapeptide repeat phosphatase activity; protein serine/threonine phosphatase activity; phosphatase activity
Source: RefSeq, marked reviewed
CACACGUUUUGUUUUUUGCGCUAUUCCUGUUACUUUUUUUCGACGUACACACGCGUUUUGUUAUUUUGCGCGAUUAAUUAAUGGCAAAAAAUAAAAAAAAUAAAUAAAUAACGAGACGAAAUAACGAAAACACCAGCGGCCGAGCUAGUGUGCGUGCGAGAGUGUGUGUGAGUGCUGUGUCUGUGUGGGCGUUUAUAAAUAAAACGCUGCGAAGCUGUGUGCGAAAAGCAGACGCGGAUAAAGAAGUAAAAGAAUGAGCGCAACCAAAAACAAGAGCGAAGGAAAGAAAGAAAGUGUUUUUUAUUGAAAUUCGUUGAAAAGUUUUAAAUUUACUAAAACAGAGAGGCGAAAGUGCAACAGAGCGAAAGAGAGAGCGAUAAAUAGCGAGCUAUCCUAUACGAAACCGAUCUGAAUCAGUAUCUGAAUCCGAAUCCGAUUUAUCAACCUGUUAAGCGAAGUGGAGCCACAAACCGAGUGCUUAAAUGGAUGCAACAUCAAUAAUAACGCAAGUUUCCCGCGACGACGAGCAACUGAACGUCUAUCCCAGCUAUCCCAAUGACAAAGACGCUUGGCUUGGCUUUUCUGGAUCUGUUUGGUUGCCGGAUUGUCCUGCAGAUCAUGCCCAAUUGACGCACGAUGUGGAUCGUUUAAAGCCACAGAAGCGAGGAUUAUUCCAUUCUCUGCUUUGCUGCUGGCGACGAAACCGAACGAAAACCAACCAGAAUGGCACACAAAUCGAUGGAUCGACAACACCGCCACCAUUACCGGACCAACAAAGGUACCUACUACCUCAGGUUAGGCUUACCGAUAUGCACAGAAAGUGCAUGGUGAUCGAUUUGGAUGAGACCCUAGUGCACAGUAGUUUUAAGCCCAUACCGAAUGCUGAUUUCAUAGUGCCCGUGGAGAUCGAUGGAACCGUACAUCAGGUGUACGUCCUGAAGCGACCGCACGUGGACGAGUUUCUGCAGAAGAUGGGCGAACUAUACGAGUGCGUUCUGUUCACAGCAUCACUAGCCAAAUACGCAGAUCCCGUCGCCGAUCUGUUAGACAAGUGGAAUGUGUUUCGUGCAAGACUGUUUAGGGAAUCAUGCGUUUAUUACAGGGGUAAUUACAUUAAGGAUCUGAAUCGUCUGGGGCGGGACCUUCAGAAGAUUGUCAUUGUCGACAAUUCACCGGCCAGUUAUAUCUUUCAUCCAGACAAUGCAGUUCCUGUUAAAUCCUGGUUUGACGAUGUCACCGACUGCGAACUGCGCGAACUGAUCCCGCUCUUUGAGAAGCUUAGCAAAGUUGAUUCCGUCUACUCGGUGCUCUGCAAUUCGAACCAGCCGCUGAACAAUCAGACAAACCAGCAGCAGCAUCCCCAGGAACUGCAGCAGGCGCCGAACCAGCUGCAUCAGCAGCUCCAACAGCAGCAACAACAACAGACCAUCUCUGCCACGACAGUUAUUACCCAGGCAACCACAUUGUCUGCUCCGACCAUGUUGAACCAGCAGCAGACAAGUCCGCCCAGCCCACAAAGCGAGUUGCUGCAAAAGACGUAACAUCAGUGGGAACUAAUGUUUAUAAAUAUAUGAUAAAUUGUUUACAUAUUACAAGACCAAGCAAGCCGAUAAGCAAGCAAACAAAGCAUCCCUAUCCCAAGCAGUUCACUCAGUACCCCAGGACGAAUGGUAAUGGGUCGACGAGAUGAAAUCAACUACCAAUUGCUAUCAACUAUAAUCCCCAGAUCGACACCUAGGCCUAAGCAUAAGUUUUAUAUGAUAUACAUAAUUUUUACAGAACCCAAUUUACACGGCACAUUUGUUAUUUAUUCUUGUUUUGCUCUAAACCAAUUAUAAUAAUUAUUAUUUUUUUGUGUUUUUUCUAAACAACUGCUUAUUGCUUACUGCGUUUUGCGGUACCCCAACUAGGGGGUAUAUUAAAUCCAAGCAUAAGCCUCUAUUUUUACCCAAUAAUCAUAACUCUGUAGACGUAUUUAAUGGUAAACCAAUUGAGCAAGCAAAAGAUUUAAAUGCAUAAAACAAAAAUGAUAACUAUACAUAUGAACAGAGAGAUAAAAUCAAAUUCAAAAUAGCUAUAUUUAUAUAUAUUUUUUAUUAAAAAAACAAGAAAACAAAAAGAAAUAUGAGUAAAUGUGGAGAAGAAAAAAUGAAAAGAAAAGAGAAAACUAAAAACAAUAUAUAUAAUACGUGUACUAAAACAAAUUUAUAUAUACAUACAUACAUGGAUAUAUAUAUAUAUAUAUUUAAGGCAUGUGUCUACACAUGUUUCUAGCACUUAGGCAUGUAUAAUAUUUCGUAUAUUUAUUAAAGAAUUAAGUUUAAGCGCGGUCUCCCACUCACGCUUGAUCGCUGGCACUGGCAAAUGUCAUAGUUGGUAUAUCGGGUUUGUCGCAUAAAUGGCUUCAUCGUAUCACAUUCUGGUUUCCUGAAAUGUCUCUCAGUCGUGAGUGGGAUUGGGCCGCGCUUAAAGCAGCCAAGUUGCAUUGCAAGAGGGUGAAAAUGGGCUAUCUGUAAGCCACUUUGUAAAGCAUCUAAAAGUCUGCGGCGCGUCCGUAGUUAUAAUAUAUAAAGAUUCGCUUAUUCUGCGCUUAUCGAUGGUCCAAAGUCGGCAGGUUCCAUUCGACCCUAUUCUGUACACACAUUCAGUCCAAUCUGGUAUUACGAUUAGCCCACUGUCCUAGCGCAAAUUCUAAUUGCCGGUCUUUGGAAACUCGGCCAGGCGCAGUCGUAAAACAUUGUAUUAGGCUUAAUGAAAAAUUAUACAUCUAAAUAUUUUAACCGAUUUACGUUAAUUUCCCCCUAUUAUCAAGUGCGCUUAUGAAACGCAUUGCAAUAUAUAUAUAUAUAUAUAUUUACGUCUAAUUUAACCCUUCUUCGACAUGAACUUCACCUUCGGCCGCGUUCUGUAUUCUGUGUUGUGCAUGUGAAAAUGGGAAACGAAUGUAAACGAUGAAACACCUAUAGCUUCUUUCAACUCCGACCAAAUAUCAAUCAUUAUAUAGUAUAUAUAUAUACUGAGCUCAAGCUGGCCACGCCGAAAUCCCACCUGAUAAAUAUAUUAUAUAGACAAAAGACGCUAUUGCUAUCCGAAACACAUACACGAUUCGCUCACAGACCAGUCCAGACAGAACUCUUUUUAUCUUUUUCUCUAUGUGUAAUCAAUGUCUUGUAUUUCUCAACUAACUUUUGCAACCAUUCUUUUAUUUAGUGCAUAAGCCAUUGUGUUUCUAAUUUGCUUAGACUAAAAAUAAUAAUAUUGAAAGGAUACAAAAAUUGGCACGUUGCAAACGCGCGCGAUAUUCUCAUAUUUUUUGCAAUCAAGCAAGUAAAUUAUACAUAAUGCUAAAAUAAUAUAUGUAUUGUAUAUCAUUUACACCCGCUGCAAAAGUCUAAGGCAAAUGCUAAAAAUUAAUUGCAACUAAUCACGAAAUUUAAAUAGCAGUAAAUCGCAAGAACUCGUUUAAAUUUCCUACUUUUAAAUGUUUUACUUUUUGUAAAAGCAAAACGAAAACCAAUCGAUAAACCAUUCACUUAAUUUAUCAUAAAAGGGAAGAAAUUCUAUUUUUUAAAGUGAGCCUAUUAAUGUAAUGCAUCAAUGUCG